This is a messenger RNA of Labrus bergylta (ballan wrasse), 1532 nucleotides long. RefSeq names its product ras-related protein Rab-27B. Gene Ontology annotation, molecular function: GTP binding; GTPase activity. Gene Ontology annotation, cellular component: dendritic spine; endosome; synaptic vesicle. Gene Ontology annotation, biological process: Golgi vesicle fusion to target membrane; regulation of exocytosis; protein localization to plasma membrane. Lineage: Eukaryota; Metazoa; Chordata; Actinopteri; Labriformes; Labridae. The record is from RefSeq and is a predicted model, not a curated record.
CACAAGGUCUGUAAGCACAGCCCUGCUUGGUUCUUGCUAGAGAGAAACUCCUCCCUGGAUCACAUGUAAGAAGGAGGGAAAGGCUCAGGAUGGGCCAUCGCAUCAUGAUAGUGAUUAUUUUAUUUAAUCAGGACAAGUUGGGAAAUCUCUGAAUGGACAUUGGCACUUCCUGCAGAUAAACUGGUUGAGCACUCAGCUCCACAAUGGCUGACUGGGAUUAUGACUACCUGAUCAAGCUGCUGGCUCUGGGGGACUCGGGGGUGGGAAAGACAACCUUCCUCUACAGGUACACAGACCAUAAGUUCAACCGCAAGUUUACAACCACAGUGGGCAUUGACUUCAGGGAAAAGAGAGUGAUGUACACAGGGACAGGUGUUGAUGGGACGACUGAGAAGAACUUCAAAGUCCACCUUCAGCUUUGGGACACAGCAGGACAAGAGAGGUUCCGCAGUCUCACUACAGCUUUCUUUAGAGAUGCCAUGGGCUUCCUGCUGAUGUUUGACUUGACCAAUCAACAAAGUUUCCUCAACGUCAGGAACUGGAUGAGUCAGCUCCAGGCCAAUGCGUACUGUGAUAGUCCAGACAUUGUGCUGGUGGGCACAAAGGCUGACCUACGAGAUGUGAGGGAUGUUCACGCCAGACAGGCCAGAGAUCUGGCAGACAGAUACGGCAUUCCUUACUUCGAGACGAGUGCGGUGACGGGUGUUAAUGUGGAACAGGCUGUGACCACACUUCUGGACAUGGUGAUGAAGAGGAUGGAGCAGAGCAGUUAUGGGGGCCCAAGCGCUGAACCUAACGGUAGCCCUGCCACUAGCCAUGAAGUGGAGGAGGCACCUGCCAGGAGAAGGUGCGCCUGCUAAUUUCAUCACCUGAAGCCCAAAUUAGCAUUGGGUUUUUAAAAUGCUACUCUGCUCUGGAGUUUGACUGAGGUGCCAGGAGAUAAAUAACCUAUAUCCACUAUAUCCUAUACUUUAAUAAUCUGGCCCAAUUACUGUUGGUAUUUACUGUCUGUAAUGUUAUUUAUUCACAGCCUGUGCAUUGUUGAGUGUGGAAAAAGAGAGAGAAAAUACUUCAAAACUUUGAAGACUGUAUAUAGUACCUGAAUACAGGUAUCGUUGUAAAAACUGUGAUGUUUUGAAGUCAAUAAGAGUUGUUGUUUUUAGCCAAAAUAGUCAGUUAUCAUCAAAUGGGUCAAAUCAGAGAAAAAUACUGUUUUAUUUGACACAUUAGGCAUUGAUGGAAGGAAUAUGCAGGCACAUAACAUAUAUUUAUCGUAAAGUAUACUCAAAAAACAUUGAAGACAUGGUUACAUUUCCUAUAUGUAUGAUCGGUUUUGUUAGAACAACCAAGAUAGCAAAGUCCCUUGAAUGAUUUAUGACUUUUAUACGAUAUGUACAUAAGCAGCCAAGCUUUUUUAUGCAUUAUGGAACAUAGUUGCCAUGCAGAUCGAACACAAUUACAAGAAUGUUAAAGGGCUGUCGGAACGUCUCAUGUAUGGUGCUGCAUUUGGAAUAAAAACACUUUAUGGUUAA